Messenger RNA from Penicillium expansum, 2712 nucleotides. Its product is annotated as Short-chain dehydrogenase/reductase SDR. The record is from RefSeq and is a predicted model, not a curated record. The transcript is spliced from 3 exons. Gene Ontology annotation, biological process: calcium ion import across plasma membrane. The coding region runs from base 1 to 2712 and encodes 903 amino acids. Gene Ontology annotation, molecular function: oxidoreductase activity; calcium channel activity. Lineage: Eukaryota; Fungi; Ascomycota; Eurotiomycetes; Eurotiales; Aspergillaceae.
AUGCGACGCCAAUACAACGCGCUGCAGUGCUAUCUUACUGCAACGAUUAGCGCAAUCUUCCUUUUUUUUGCACUCGCCUGCGACUCGGUCGCUUAUGCCGAUGCCCUCGAUGGUCCGGACACAGAGAACACCUUAAACCUCCCAGGGGUGGUUAUCAGCGACGGGGCAGGACUCCCAUUUGCGCUGGACUCGUUCAAUGGGCUAGAACUUCGUGACAGUGUCGACGAAGAUGGCGAGUCAAAUGGGCUGGACCUCGUUCGUAGAUACCCUAAUGCCGCGAAAGCAUUGGGCAACAAUCAGUUCGCGGAGCCUGGGGCGCUCGCGAUCGGCGGUGUCCACUGGUUCUACCUACCCAAAUCAGUGGUGAACGGCAAACACGACACCGCAGGCCCCGGUCUUCCUGCAUACAUAAAUGCUACGGAGGCAGAUGACGGUGACCCGAGCAAUGAGCUACGGAAACGAGACAGGGACUUCUCGAAGCGAGCGACGACGACAGUCUACUUGUCGCUCACGACCUGCCAGAAACCAUAUACCAACAAAACAAAUUCACAAGGCGGAUUCCCGCAGCUGCAAUUGUAUGUGUCGACUUCGGAGGAACUGCAGCAGCCAGGACCGGGCAAAGACGACUCGCUGCAGGAUAUAUACACUGCCGCUGGUGGAUAUGUGGGCAUCACCGUAGACACGGACAGCGACGUCUUCCUCGGUGUCGCAGCGCCUAAUUCAACAGAAUACACGGGAAGUUACACGUACCAGAUCGCAGCAUCUAUCGAUGCCUUUUUCCACAACAUCGUGGACGAUACACCAAAUCUGUUCUUCAUCGACGCGGACGUGUCAGCCGCGUUGCUCGUGACGAACAACCUGACCCAGUCUGCGAAAAAUUCCACAAAUUACAAGCAGUGGAUGAAUAUCGUCCCUCCGUAUACCAUGUUUGCCCACAACAUCAACGAUACAGUAUUGGAGGGCUUGGAGAAAUCGUUCUGCGCUCUCGAUACACUUUCGCAGGUUGGCCGAAUCAGUAGUUCAACCGAGGUUGGCAUGACCAAUCGUGGACUUGGGAAUAAGCCCAAGGAACAAUUUUACAUUACUGGACUGAACCAGAGUUCUUCGUACAGCGGUCUUCUAGCAAUGGUGGGCAAUUCGACCGCGUCCGGGAAUGGCAUCAUUGGCGGCGGCGGCCAGGUAUGGCAACCGAUGAAUUUCACGACCAAAACAGACGACAAUUGCGCCGUGCUAUUCAACCUAACCUUCUGCUCAGAAGUCGCAUACGCAGUCCCCUCAAAUCCUAAACUAAGUGUCGACAAGCUCCGCACAAUCUACGACGACUACGCCACCGCCUUCUACCAAAAUUUCACCUAUUCCCUCCAACAAGUCCAAUGCGAAACAAACGAAGAAUCCAUGUUCUCCCUCGCUGUUGACUGCGAGGACUGCGCAAAAGCCUACAAACAAUGGCUCUGUGGCGUCACAAUCCCCCGCUGUGCGGACUACAGUAACACCGCCAGCUACCUGGCUGUUCGGAACGCAGGUCAGGCCUUCAUCAAUGGCUCUUCUCUGCCAGAUGAUAGUCCGUACCGUCAAUCUGUGGCGUCGAAUACAUCCCGCAAUGCUAUCAUCGAUGAGCAGAUCAUGCCGGGUCCCUAUAAAGAGAUCCUGCCCUGUCAGGAUAUCUGUCAUACCCUUGUUAAGAAUUGUCCGUCUGCACUUGGAUUUGGAUGUCCUGAAGGUGCGUGGAUGAACUCUUCCUAUGGGUAUCGGAAUUCAGACGGUAUUAUUACUUGCUCUUAUCUUGGGGCUGUGUAUUAUUUGAGUCUUGGGUUGAACUACUCGAUCUCAACAAUCAUCGCCAUGGAAUUCGGUCUUCCUCCUACAACUUUUCGCACGGGUGCUACAGCGCUCAUCACAGGAGCCGCUUCGGGUAUUGGACUUGCCAUCGCGCAACGAUGCUAUUCACACGGAAUGAACCUGAUACUUCUCGACAAUAACGCCGCAGCCCUUUCACAAGCAACAGCGAAGUUCCCUUCCGACGGACGCAAUACCACCACCUUAAGUCAUAUCCUCGAUGUCUCAUCAUUCGAAGCAUGGAAACAGUUGGUUCCCAAAAUCGAGUCCCUAUUCCCAGAGGGUAUUGAUUUCCUGGUACUCAAUGCCGGCGCUGGUAUAGCUCCAGCUGGAGACAAGGGGAUGUGGGAGGAUCCGACAUACUUCGACAGGACUUUUGCAAUCAACACAAUGGGCUACACGAAUGGCAUCGUUGCUGUUCUCAAAAUGGUUACCAAGAACAAAGAUGCUGCCCGGGCUAUUGUGAUGACUGGCUCCAAGCAAGGAAUCACGAACCCGCCUAGUAACCCUGCCUAUAAUGCCUCCAAAGCCGCUGUACGAUCCAUUGCAGAGCAUUUGUCUUUCGAUCUAGACAAAGUGGCUCCGAAUGUCAGUGUCCAUCUGUUGAUUCCGGGAUGGACUUAUACUGGUUUCCACACUGGGAGCUUCAAGGAGAAGCCUGCGGGUGCGUGGACAUCUGAGCAGGUGGUUGAUUUCAUGGUGGAGAAAAUGGCAGAGAAGAAAUUUUACAUUUUGUGUCCGGAUAAUGAAGUUUCCGAGGAGAUAGAUCGGAAGAGAAUGCUGUGGGCCACUAGCGAUAUCCUGGAGGGCCGGCCUCCGUUGUCUCGUUGGAGGGAGGAGUGGAAGGAACAAGCCAAGCGUGAGAUUGAAGGUUAG